AUGAAGACGGAAAAUGGUAAAAUUGGAGCUAAAACACAAGUAAACGCCUUUAAUAUUGAGGCUUGUGACCUAUUGCAGUCAACAUUUGCUAAACAUAUAAAGAAAAGAGAAUUUAUAGAUUCAGAUCAAUCAGAUUCCCAUUCAAUAGAUCUAUCGGAUGAGAAUAAUGAGAAUGCGGAGUUAAAUUCAAUAUCAGAAUUAAUUUCCUCAGCUCUUUACGAGUUUUUGAACAAUUUACAAAACAGAGUUAAUUUUGACACAUUUAAUGUCGUUCAAAAAUCACUGGAUUCCAUCCAGAAUAAGCUAAAGGCAAUUGAAUAUUCUAAAUGGAAUAGACCAAUAUCAAGUAGAUAUAGAAACGUGUACAAUAGACUACUACAGAGAAAAUUUAACCCUGUGUAUACAACAAAUACACACAAUAUAUCAUUAGAUUAUGUAAUUCUAUCCAAUAAACUUACGCAUCUAAUCAACGUUUGGUCACACCAGAACGCAUCAGAUGAUAACCUUGAAGAAGAUUCGACCUAUAUUGAGCCUCCCUCAGUCACAAUUGUCAAGUUUGACAUGACAGGGGAGGUGGUAAUAACAGGAGGAUCAGAAGGAAUCAUUAAACUUUGGGAAAUUUCAACGUGUAAACUAAUUAUGAGCCUUAAAAGACAUUCGGGACCGAUUAACCACAUAGAUAUACACCCAACUAAUUCAUUUAUUAUCUCAUCCAAUACAAAAAUUUCUACAGACUUGAAUAACUGUGAGAUUUAUCUCUGGGAGAUUAACCUUAAUUUAUAUAGACCACACAAAGUUAUAUACAAUCCUCAUGAUAUUGUGUUUCUAAAGUUUGUAACAUCAUCUACUCUUGUUCCAAAUAACACAGAAGAAAGUGGAGUGAAAGGAGUUGAUUGGAGAGAUAGAGAGAAUUGGGAAACAACUAUAGAAAAUACAAUAGUAACAAGUUUGGAUAAAAAUAAUGUAUUAAAAGUGUAUAGAAUGAGAGAUAUGAUCAGCCCAUCUUCAGGAAAUAACAUAUAUAACGAAGUUGCACCCAUGUACCGAGUAGAUUUGUUUAACCAUGAGAUUACAGGAUUUGAUAUUAGCAUUAACUUUUUAGGCUCAAGCUUUUUAGCAGCGCUGGGUAUAAAGCCUUUGGGACUUAAUAAUGUGACUGGCAGUAGAAAUACCAACCUCAAUUCCAUAGUACAUUGUAUUAAAAAUGAUACAUUCCACGAUAAUAACUUCAAUGUUAAGGGAAAAUAUAGAAAUUUAACAGAUAAAAAUGGGAUAAUUUUGUUGAAAAUUCCAAUUACGCAGUCUUAUGAUGAUAUUGCUGUGGAGGAAAGGUGUGAAUGCGAUUGUAAUAUGAAGAAUACAGUCACUUCUGUUAACAUGUGUACAUUGUGCGGUAAAAGUAAAUAUAACACAAAGAAUACAUCUGAUAUUGAGGUGGAUGAGAAUGAAGUAGAUGUUAACCAAUCAGGGAUUAGAAACAAGUUUCUGUGGGAAUCAGAGCAUAGUUCUGCAAUUGAAAAGUAUUUUAAUAGCGUAAUUCCAGAUUUUACACUCGUUAACCCAUCACUAUUCGAGUCAUUCACAUUCAAUGUCCCGGUUAUGCAUUACCUUAAGAAUUCAAGUAACUUGAUCAUCUCAGCAUUUGUCGGGAAAAGGCCGACUUUUGUUAAGGAUUCAGGUGAUCUGGACAGUUUGUUCGUGAAUUUUUUAGGAGACGAAUGUGGAAUUUCACCACAAAUACGAUUGUCAAACACGUCAAUGGACUUUGUGACUGCUUCAAAAGAUAAUAGGUUUUUCCUAUGGCAAUGUGAAAAUGGUGCAUAUGUUCCAAAACAGCUGCAUUCGGAUGAUUUAAAUUUUGAUUUUGAAAGUUAUUUUUCAUCUUCAGCGACUAAUAACGUCUCUAAUACAACCGCAGAUAGUGUAAGUAGACCUAAUAGUACGAAUAGAACGAAUACUGACAAACCCGUGUAUAAUAUUGUGUUACUGGAGUGGUCAUGUAACGAUAAGUAUGUAUGUAUAGUAGAUGAAUUGUUGAAUAAGGACAGCUGUGUUAGUGGUAUGGAUGGAAUAAAUUCAGUGUUUAGAGUAUCAUUUUUCACAGAUUAUGGGAAGUUUGUUCGCGAAAAACGAGUUAAAUCACAUAUUGUUAAAGUUGGGUAUAACCCAGUGAGUGAAGACCUGUGUAUUAUAUUAUCUCAACCCUCAAAUGUUAUCCUGUAUAACAUUCUAACGGGAACUGUAAUUAACACUAUUUCUUUCGAAAAUUCUGCUAAUUGGUUGGAUGUUCGGUGGCACCCGAUGGGACACAAGUUCGUUACAUGUGGAAAAUAUGGAUCAUUAUCACUUUUUUCUACCGAUUCACAAAGUUUGAUGGAUAGAACUCCUAAUUAUCAGUUGACUUUGUCUGACUAUAACGCGCAUGUACAAAGUUAUAUCAACUUCCCAUACAGAGGGUUUGAACCUGAUGACUUAAGGAUUAAAAGAUACUUUUCAAGCUUCGCAGACGCACAAAUUACUAUGGAAGGAGAUUCAACAUAUGAAUUGGUUACAAAUGAACUUUUUGGAGGGCCAGUUCCAUUUCUGGAUGAACAACUUAAUACAGUACUGUUACACAUAGGCUCCACAGUUCGUAGGGUUCAUAAAGUAUCAUACGGAGUACCAAAUGAUAAUGAUAAUAAUGGGUUGAUAUAUAGUGUAAUGAUGAGCCUGGGAGGAUUUGAUGAAUACUUUAGAGCACACAAUUCUGAAACGGAUGUGAAUUUAUUAAAAAUUGUUCAGCAAUUUCUUCGCCUAUUACACAACUGUUCUGAUAAAAAUGAGGAAAAUAUUAAUAUUGGUGUUGAUUGUAGUAUUGAGGAGUGCAUAGUAUGUAAGAAUCAUAUCAAUAAAAUGGAACAACAUAAUAAUUACUUGAUGACUAAAGAUUCUUACGUAACACUUAGGAGCGUGACUGACAAGAAUGGAAUAGUGAUACUAUCAUUACCGCCUUCACAAAGACCAAGUGACUUUGUGGCUCCUCCAGAAAGUGUACAGUCUGAAGAGAUCCACACCCCCAGACGUUACUCAAACACUGUAGUAAGCACACAGCCCUCUUCAGAUUUACAGUCAUUGGUUAAUUCUACAAGUUCUGAAGGUGUUUUAACAACCCCCGCUCGCACAGUAACAAUUGAUACAGAGGUCUUGGUGAGAGAAGAGGACGAAGAAGAAUCUGAGGAUUCCGAUUACGAAGAAUCGCCAGAAGAGUCUGAUUAUGAGUCACACGAAAGUGAAGUGUCAUUAAGAAGAUCAGUAAGAACGAGUACGCGUAGAAUUAGUGAAGUGGAGGAGGAGGAUAGUGAAAAGUAUAGUUUAAGAACCAAAAGAGGAUUUAAUGAAGAUUCUUAUAAGAUUAAGGAAAUAGACUCUGCAAAGAAGCUGAGUAAUACCAUAGGACCAAUAUCAAUACUUAACCAGAACAAACAAGAAGAAUUAGACGAAGAAGAAACUGAGGAAAUAUUCUGUGUAUUGUGUGGAAUGAGUAGUGAUGGAUACUAUACAAAUUUGACAAGAAGUCAGACUCAGAAGUUCUCCAGUACGUUGUUUAGCCAAGGAGAUUCAUUUAACCCUGGUUGUAAGUUCUUCGAAAACGCGAUUGUGGGUCCAAUGAAUAUACACAGGAGAUACAGAUCUUACCUUGAGGACUAUCAUCUCCUAUCGAAGCGCCUUAAUUCAAACUGUAAUAUAUUUGCACACUCGGCCUGCAUUAUUACAUCACAAGUCAAAAUCGACCAAUCAACAAGAUUAAUUAAUUUCCCAGAAAUCCUGGUUACAAGCAGUUAUGAAAAGUGUGGAUUUUGUGACUCUAAUUUUGCAACGGUUCAAUGUGUAGAUUGUAGAAGAUUUUUCCACUAUCCAUGCGCUGUAGCUCAGUAUAAGGGCCACAUGAGAUAUGAUAAGGAUAUAGAGAUUAUAAACCAUUUCGACCCCAUGGUUUGCAGACGUUACUUUUGUAUAGACUGUGGAACUAAGAGUGAAAAUGGAAAACAAGAUUAUCUAACAAGUAUAUGUUUUCUUAAACCGGAUACAAGAGAUUGGCUCAUAAAUACGUCAGACAGUUUUGAGAAUCAAUUUAACGUUCAAGUGGGAGAUUAUAUCGUUUUAACACCAGACGCUAUAUUCGAACGCUAUAACACACAUAUCACCUGGGCCACGCAGCAGUCAUUUCCCAUCCUAGUUAAGGUUCUUGACAUAACCCAUGUUUUUUCAGAUGAUAUGAGUGUGACUGGAUGUUUACUGGUUCAAUCAGUAUUUGAACAAGUUGACCCUUUUUGUGUGUUUAUAACCCCAGAAAUCGGUUUAACACUACUGAGAGAUUUUUUGCUAAGUUUGUAUAAUCUGUCAAGUUUGAAAAUUGGUUCAAAAGUUAAAUGUAAAAUUAAUGGACAAAUAAUUGAAACUGAGGUUAAGAACGUAAAACAGACUUUUACCAAUGGCGUAAAUUUGAGUAUAAAUGGUGAAAUAGGAGGUGACACUUGGGAAUUAUCUGAGUUAAAACGAGUAAUUGAAGAUUUAUAUAAAAUAGGCCAUAACUCUCUAAGUAUAUCAUACGAUAAGAGAAUUAAGUGGAUUAACUGUUGGAACUUGGAUUUAAAUCUCGAGAUUAAGCCUAAAUUAGAAGAAGUUUUGAGCAAAAUCAAAAUAAAGGGAUUUAAUCAACAACAUAGAGACCAGUUUUUGAACCUUAUCCAGGAACCUAAAUAUGGAAUAUUUGAGUUCGUAGAAGAAUAUGGGUUGAGAUCACAUGAAUGGGUGUAUGAGUAUUGGCGUUAUAUACCAAGACCAAUAAGUUUAAAUGAAAUUGGAGAAAAGAUUAGAAAUGACUUUUAUAGAACACCUAAAGGUGUUUGGGCGGAAAUUAAACUGUUGAUUUCAAACUGUUUGAACUUCAACGAGUCGUCGUCAAAUUACUCAAAAAUAGCAAAAGAACUCGAUGUAAACCUGGAGAAUCUGAUGAUAAAUAUGGAAAGCGAUUGCAAUUGGAGUCAUGUAUUUGAACACAUUUGGCCUUUGAUUAAGAAUCUUGUAACAGCAGGUGUGCAGAGUAGUAGCCAACCACAUCGAAGAAAUGAAGUAAAUCAACCGGAACAAGAAUAUGAAGAGUAUAACGCUCCAAAGAGAAGAAAAGUGAAUAUACAAGAACCAGUUAGAAGAAGUAGUCGAAUCGGUCAAAAGGUAGAAAAGCAGGUAGAAGAAGUAAAAGUCAGGAAGAAAACGUUAUAUAAUUUGAGAUGA
Messenger RNA from Theileria parva strain Muguga, 5274 nucleotides. RefSeq names its product Bromodomain protein. Bases 1 to 5274 code for a protein of 1757 amino acids. The transcript has 5 exons. The record is from RefSeq and is a predicted model, not a curated record. Gene Ontology annotation, cellular component: nucleus. Lineage: Eukaryota; Apicomplexa; Aconoidasida; Piroplasmida; Theileriidae. Gene Ontology annotation, molecular function: protein binding. Gene Ontology annotation, biological process: regulation of cell shape; regulation of transcription by RNA polymerase II; cytoskeleton organization.